GGGGCCCGGCAGUUCGCGCUGGGGGAGAGGUCAGCAUGAGUCGGGGGCCACGGCUGGCCGGUUCCGGGCGGGGGGCGGCCGCAGUGCAGCUGCUGGUCACCCUGGGCCUCCUCCCGCGCGUCGUCGAGGCCCAGGUCAAUCUGAAGCGACCAUGUCCUUUCUGGGCAGAAGAUGGCCAUUGUUCAAUAAAAGACUGCCAUGUGGAGCCCUGUCCAGAGAGCAAAAUUCCAGUCGGAAUUAAAGCUGGGAGUUCUAAUAAGUACUCAAAAGUGGCAAACGAUACCAAAGAAUUAGAAGACUGUGAGCAAGCUAAUAAACUGGGAGCAAUUAACAGCACGCUAAGCAAAGAAGCAUUCAUUGACUGGGUGAGAUAUGAUGAUUCACAGGAUCAUUUUUGUGAACUUGAUGAUGAGCGAUCUCCAGCUGCUCAGUAUGUAGACCUGUUGCUGAACCCAGAGCGUUACACCGGCUAUAAAGGGUCCUCUGUGUGGAGAGUGUGGAACAGCAUCUACGAAGAAAACUAUUUCAAGCCUCGAUCUGUUUAUCAUCCUUUAAAUCCUCUGGCAUCUAGCCAUGGAGAAGAUGAUGGUUUGUGCCUGGAGAAGAGAGUCUUCUAUAAACUCAUAUCUGGACUUCAUGCUAGUAUCAAUUUACAUCUGUGUGCAAAUUAUCUUUUGGAAGAAACCUGGGGUAAACCUAGCUGGGGACCUAAUAUGAAGGAAUUUAAACACCGCUUUGACCCUGUGGAAACUAAGGGAGAAGGUCCAAGAAGCCUUAAGAAUCUAUACUUCUUAUACUUAAUUGAGCUUCGCGCUUUAUCAAAGGAGGAAUUCCGCUUACAUUUCAAGAAUAUCUCCCAUAUAAUGGACUGUGUUGGAUGCGACAAAUGCAGAUUAUGGGGAAAAUUGCAGGUUUGUGUUUUGUUUUCUGUUUUAAAACUAUUAUUAACCUUAAAUAUUCCUGCUGGGAGCUUGCAAGUUUUUAUUAUAAUACCCUCACUGUUCGUUGAAAAAGAAGAUCUGAAGUAUGGCAUUUCUGCUUUAUUGAUGUAAAAGCUGAUUAUAUUAAAUCUGUAUUGCAUGUGUAA
Mustela erminea (ermine) is the source of this 1087-nucleotide messenger RNA. Its product is annotated as ERO1-like protein beta. The transcript has 11 exons. Gene Ontology annotation, cellular component: endoplasmic reticulum membrane; endoplasmic reticulum. Gene Ontology annotation, molecular function: protein-disulfide reductase activity; thiol oxidase activity; FAD binding. The record is from RefSeq and is a predicted model, not a curated record. Gene Ontology annotation, biological process: protein folding in endoplasmic reticulum. Bases 36 to 1052 code for a protein of 338 amino acids. Lineage: Eukaryota; Metazoa; Chordata; Mammalia; Carnivora; Mustelidae.